Molecule: messenger RNA, 1243 nt
Organism: Dreissena polymorpha
Lineage: Eukaryota; Metazoa; Mollusca; Bivalvia; Myida; Dreissenidae
Product: cathepsin B-like
Exons: 7
Coding region: 1-828 (275 amino acids)
Cellular component (GO): lysosome
Molecular function (GO): cysteine-type endopeptidase activity
Source: RefSeq, a predicted model, not a curated record
AUGCAGGGACCACCAACAACAAAGGGAAAUGUAUGGCCUGCAGGGGAACAGGAACAGGCUGUGACCAGUGUCCCUGACACGUUUGAUGCUCGCACCCAGUGGCCCAACUGUCCAUCAAUCAAGGAGGUCAGAGAUCAGGGUGCCUGUGGAUCUUGCUGGGCUUUUGGUUGUGUUGAGGCUGCCACAGACCGAAUCUGUAUCCAGUCUAAUGGCAAAGUGAACGCCGAGUUGGCUGCUGAGGAUCUCACAGCUUGUUGCCACACCUGCGGUAAUGGAUGCAAUGGUGGUUUCCUAGAGGGUGCCUGGGACUACCUGAAAACUAGCGGUAUUGUCACCGGUGGUCCAUGGGACAGCAAGCAGGGUUGCCUGCCAUAUGAGAUCAAGGCCUGUGACCACCACGUUGUUGGAAAGCUCGCGCCCUGCCAGGGCGAUGGUCCCACCCCCAAAUGCAAGAAGGAAUGCGAAGCUGGCUAUAACGUCACCUUCACCAAGGACAAGCACUACGCCAAGAGCGCAUACGCAGUGAACGGAGUGGCGAAAAUCCAGACUGAGAUUAUGACUAAUGGACCUGUAGAGGCUGCAUUCACCGUCUAUGCUGACUUCCCCACAUAUAAAUCUGGUGUGUACCAGCACAAGUCCGGUCAGAUGCUUGGUGGCCAUGCGAUCAAGAUCCUCGGAUGGGGCACAGAAGACUCCACUCCUUAUUGGCUGGUUGCCAACUCCUGGAACGAGGACUGGGGAGACCAAGGCUUCUUCAAGAUCCUCCGAGGAUCCGACGAGUGCGGUAUUGAGUCCAACAUCGUUGCUGGCAUGAUGAAAUUUGAUUAGACGUUAUUUGAUUGCACGAAGUUAAAUAAGACCCUUUCUGCGUCAAAGAGAUUUUAUAAACAUUAAACAAAUACGAGAUUAUCUUUUGUUCCCACACAUUCAAAGAAAUUCGCUAAGACACAUUCUGCGUUUAAGAGAUUUUAGAGAUUAUCUCUUUUUUCUUGCACAUUCAAUGAUAAUGAAAAAGAUUUUUGUCUCUAUACAUUUAUCAGGCUUAAUUUAUUAAGUAGUCUGAAGCUGUUGUGUUAACAGUAAUAAGCUUCAAAAGCCAAGUGUGAAACUGUGGUUGCAUUACGAAAUUCAGCCAGAAAAUAUGCUAUAGUUUAUUUAGUUAUUUUUGUAUUUAAAAACUGAAAAUAACUUUCUACAUGUCAAUGAUCUAUGCAAUAUUGUUAAUAAAAAAUACAAUGUUAAA